This is a messenger RNA of Juglans microcarpa x Juglans regia, 3718 nucleotides long. RefSeq lists its product as uncharacterized. The record is from RefSeq and is a predicted model, not a curated record. The transcript is spliced from 5 exons. Bases 582 to 3359 code for a protein of 925 amino acids. NCBI's taxonomy places the organism in Eukaryota, Viridiplantae, Streptophyta, Magnoliopsida, Fagales, Juglandaceae.
CAGAAGAAUGAUCAUGAUCUUCUUCAACUGCAAGUUUCUGUCCACACCGCCCAAUCAAUCUCAGCCAUAUCAGUAAAUUAUUACAGAAAACCAAACAAAAGCUAUCAUGAACGCCUCCUGUCCACGAACCUCCUCCUCCUCCUCCUCCUUCUUCCCAGAUGUAGUCUUAAAUAUUAAUUGGACUGAAAAAUAAUGGCAUGAUUUUGCAUACUCAAAUCUCAUUACAAGUUUUAAGAAAUCCUAAUAUAAAUAUUUUUAUCACUUUCUCUGAUACUGUACUCUCUCAGUCAGCGCAUAAGGCAUAAUAAAGCCCCCCCGGCACCCCUCCUCUCUCUCUCUCUCUCUGACACACACAGUAUCACGCCUUUUCUUUGUUUUCGCUCGUUCCCCCAAGCUCCGCGGCAUCAUUUUAGGUGUCAAAAUAACGAAGAACAGCGAUCUUCCACAAAGUUGGGGAAAAUUGGCAUUUGGAGGGAUUUAUGACAAUGUUUCCAUAUAUCUUGUCACUGUCUAUGAUUUUGUUUAUUGGUGGACCGUGAAUUAAUAGGAGCUGCAUAGAACUCAAUUGGAUGUAAUAUUUGAUGGGGGAAAGAAAAUUGAAUUUCGGUGCACCACUUUUGUCUGUGAGGCGAUUUUCUUCACCAUCAGCAUCUGAAAAUAGGAGGAAUAGGAAAAUAAUUGAGUAUCCUCUGCCCGACAGACAACUUUCUCUUCCUUUUUAUCAAUCAGAAUUGGACUUGAAUCAAGUAACAGAUGAUGUUGCCGUUCCUUUUCACUGGGAGAAGAUACCAGGAAGAGCCAAGGAUGGCAGUGGACCUGAACCUCUGCCUUCUGAGGAGGCCUCUGUUACUCCAAGGUUUCCUCCUGCAAGGUUUAUGAAUAUUACAAAGCUGCCUUCAGAAAAGGAAUGUGGCAAUACAAAUAGCUUGUGGGGUCAAAUUGUGCCAUAUACUUCAACUGACAAGGAGUGCUCCAGAGAGGGGAUAAAUGAGAAAGGGGGCUUGGGUUUGGAGGACAAUGAUGAUGUGUAUUCUGAUGCACAUGACACACUGUCUCCUACGAAUUCAUUCUCAAUGAACUACAGUGCAAGUGGUCUAAGCGGGUCUGAUGGUCCAGAUGUGAAGCCUUCUGGGACCUUCUCUACAGAUCCACAAACUCUAGAUUUUAUGAUGAGUCGCUUCUUACCCGCAGCCAGGGCAAUGACUUUAGAGCCACCUCGAUAUGCUUCAAGGAAACAAGGUGCUUCCCUUGAGCAACCAAGAAAAGUUAAUAGAGUAGCUAGUGAGGAUAGGUGGCAUUUACUAAAUCAAAAUGGGUCUAACAUAAUACCGUUAUAUGGCCAAAAUGAAGAUGAAGAAGAAAGUGAGGAUGACGAUGAUGAGUACGGUAAUAACUCAGCUAAAGGUUGUGGGCCAUUCCCUGGAUUAUGGUUUAAGAAUUCUCUUUGCCUCUUAAGCCCAAUGCCAGGGAUGAAAGUAAGGACCCUAUCUCAUGAGUCUUCCACACGCGAGAUUGUAAGACCAAGUAAAACUGUUCGAUCUCAAAGUCAAAUUGUCCAAAAGCAUGGUUGGAAUGCUGUGGAUAAGUCCCAAUCAGACUAUAGAGUUCGAUCAGGUAAACUGCAGAAGGUUGAUAAAAAGCAGAAUGUUGAAUAUAGUCGGUUAACACGUUCUGGAGAACUGCAAACAUUGGGUAGGUCUUCUCCAUACACACGUUCACAGGGUGCUGGAGUGUCUCCGUACAGGAAUGAAGCGCCUCAGUCUCCCUUUCGCAGUGGUGAACUGCAGAAGGUUGAUAAAAAACGGAAUGGUGAAUAUAGUCGGUUAACAUGUUCUGGAGAACUGCAAACAUUGGGUAGGUCUUCUACAUACACACGUUCACAGGGUGCUGGAGUGUCUCCCUACAGGAAUGAAGCACCUCAGUCUCCCUUUCUCAGGGGUGAACUGCAGAAGGUUGAUAAAAAGCGGAAUGGUGAAUAUAGUCGGUUAACAUGUUCUGGAGAACUGCAAACAUUGGGUAGGUCUUCUCCAUACACCCGUUCACAGGGUGCUGGAGUGUCUCCCUACAGGAAUGAAGCACCUCAGUCUCCCUUUCGCAGUGGUGAACUGCAGAAGUUUGAUAAAAAGCAGAAUGGUGAAUAUAGUCGGUUAACAGGUUCUGGAGAACUGCAAACAUUGGGUAGGUCUUCUCCAUACACACGUUCACAGGGUGCUGGAAUAUCUCCCUACAGGAAUGAAGCACCUCAGUCUCCCUUUCGCAGUGGUGAACUGCAGAAGUUUGAUAAAAAGCAGAAUGGUGAAUAUAGUCGGUUAACAGGUUCUGGAGAACUGCAAACAUUGGGUAGGUCUUCUCCAUACACACGUUCACAGGGUGCUGGAAUAUCUCCCUACAGGAAUGAAGCACCUCAGUCUCCCUUUCGCAGUGGUGAACUGCAGAAGGUUGAUAAAAAGUGGAAUGGUGAAUAUAGUCAGUUAACACAUUCUGGAGAACUGCAAACAUUGGGUAGGUCUUCUCCAUACACACGUUCACAGGGUGCUGGAGUGUCUCCCUACAGGAAUGAAGCACCUCAGUCUCCCUUUCGCAGUGUCAGUUUCCUUGGCCUUCCCAAAGAAAUUGAGACUUUCAAGGCCAACAGGUUUAGUUUGUGUAAUGAAGGCAGCAAUAAAAAUAAGCAAAGGUCAGGCCCAAUGAGUUCUGCAGUUGAGAAGACACUGUAUGUAGACACUGUGAACAAUGCAAAAUUAUCAUUUUCAAAUUCAAGCUCCUCAGUCACCCAGGAAUGGAUAGACUCUGCUCAUGAGGAUUUGGAAAAGUCUUUAGAGAGAAGAGGGUCGGAAGAUACUACUAACACAGAAUCCAUUUUCCAAGAUAUAAAAUGCCUAAAUAUUUCAAAUAAAGGAGCCACAUUAGAUGCCUUUGUGUCUGUUGAUGCUGAUAUAUCUUCUUUGUCUGCAAUAUCACAUCCGAAAGGCCAAGAAGUCACAAUUGAGGACUCUGGACAGAAUCAAGGGAUUGAUAGAAGAUCUAGCCUGGAAUGCUCAAAACUGACUACUGUUGGAAAUCUAAAUAUCAGCAGUGAUCAGAUUCUUAAAGCAGAUGGUCCAGGAAAUGCUGAUGCUAGUUCUGUAUCCAUCCACCCUCCUUUACCAAAGUCACCUUCUGAUUCUUGGCUUUGGCGUACACUGCCUAGUCUGCCUUCCAUUUCCUCACGAAAGCAGGAAUAUAAGACAUCAUCCACUAAUACCAAGUGGGAAGCAAUUGUAAAAUCAUCUCAUUUGCAUCACGAUCAUGUUCGUUAUUCGGAGGAGUUAAUUACUCAUAUCCCAGCAACCCAAAACCUACUGCAGAGGCCGCCCUGAGAAGUGCUUAUGCUUGUUGGCUUGUUUGGGAAGUUUGGUUUUGAAAGGGCAAAAUCUAGUAUAUUUCUUCCUUCCUUCCUAUCAUUUCACCUGGUGGUUCUCCUACACCUAGCUUCUUCUCAAGAUAUGUUAGAUAACUCCUGGACAGAUCUUGUGGUGCAUGCUAUGGAGCUUGGCAGCUUUAGAGACAGAAAUCUCAAGGCAUCUGCGAUUCUUUCUUUUCUUGGUUCUGUUAAGAACACGGAGAAAAUACCAUGUAACAUAGUAAUGUUGCUGUAGUUUUUCUGAAAAAAAAAAAAAAAAAAAAAAUUUGCAGGGGAUGUAGUAAUUUAUCUCAUUCUAGUUCAAUUUUAUGAAUA